UCAUUUUGUUUUUUCUUUAACCACACCUCCAUAACCUUGGAAGUCAGACCUGGUUAUUGUGGGAGGAUGAGGCUGCUCCUCUCCAUCGUCCUGUGUUUGGGUGCUGCUGUCCCGCAGCAUGUGAUAGCAGCAGAUGGUGAGGAACCAACUUCAGCAGGCCCUUGCCAUCCAAACCCUUGCCACAACAGAGGGACAUGUGAGAUCAGUGAGACCUACAGGGGCGACACCUUCAUUGGUUAUGUCUGCAAGUGUCCACCGGGCUUCAGUGGAGUUCACUGCCAACACAACAUCAACGAAUGCGAAAGGGACCCAUGCAAGAACGGGGGCAUUUGCACAGAUCUGGUUGCCAACUAUUCUUGCGAAUGCCCGGGGGAGUACAUGGGGAGGAACUGUCAAUACAGAUGCUCUGGACCACUGGGCAUGGAGGGCGGUAUAAUCUCCAACCAACAGAUAACAGCCUCUUCCACCCACCGCGCUCUCUUCGGCUUGCAGAAGUGGUACCCGUACUUUGCACGCCUCAACAAGAAGGGCCUGGUCAAUGCCUGGACUGCUGCCGAAAAUGACAGAUGGCCGUGGAUCCAGAUAAACCUGCAGAGGAGAAUGAGGGUCACAGGUCUAAUUACCCAGGGUGCAAAGCGUAUCGGCAGCCCGGAGUACGUCAAGUCUUACAAAGUAGCCUACAGUGAUGACGGAAAAACCUGGAGAACAUACAAAGUCAAGGGCAAAGAUGAUGAUAUGAUUUUCAGAGGAAACGUCGAUAACAACGCUCCAUCAGCCAACUCCUUCACCCCUCCCAUUGAGGCCCAGUACGUGCGCAUCUACCCCCAGGUGUGCAGGAGGCACUGUACCCUACGCAUGGAGCUGCUCGGUUGUGAGUUGACAGGCUGCUCUGAACCACUUGGAAUGAAGUCGGGCCAUAUCCAGGACUAUCAGGUCACGGCCUCCAGCCUCUUCAGGACGCUCAACAUGGAUAUGUUCACUUGGGAGCCUGGAAAGGCUCGGUUGGACAAACAGGGCAAGGUCAAUGCUUGGACAGCUGGACACAGUGACCAGUCACAGUGGCUACAGGUGGACUUACUUGUGCCUACCAAGGUUACAGGUAUCAUCACCCAGGGAGCUAAAGACUUUGGCCAUGUCCAGUUUGUUGGCUCAUACAAACUGGCAUACAGUAAUGAUGGAGAGCGGUGGAAAGUAUAUCAAGAUGAGAAACAGGGGAAGGACAAGGUUUUCCAAGGGAACUUUGACAACGACACACACCGAAAGAAUGUGAUAGAUCCACCCAUCUACGCUCGACUCAUCCGGAUCCUUCCCUGGUCAUGGUACGGCAGGAUCACUUUGCGUGCAGAAGUACUGGGAUGCACAGAGGAAGAGUGAAGUUCUUUCUUCCAUCUUUAUUGCCAUUCCCCCUGUCCCUUGGCAUACUGGAGUAUCUCACCCGGUAUUUCAAAAAUAAACUGUGCAACCUGUAAAAAUAAAUCAAUUUCCAAUGGAUUUUUCAAGAAUACGUGUUUGGUUGUGGUGGGUUGCUGUUUGUUCUUUUUGUACAAUGAUUUAAAACCUGCCCUUGAUCACUUUUGUCUUUUAGUUUCCUCUUUAAAGCGUAAUCUUUCUGUCUUUUUAUUCUUCUCAAGAUUUACCAUCCUGUUUGGAAUAAACUUCUGUAAUAUAUGUGGGAGGGAUGGGUUGGACUCGGAUAGGGGUUCUCCCUGUGGUUUUAACUUGUUGUCAUGGAAGCUAUUGUACAGUGUCACUUUUUAACAAAGAUGUGAAAUCUGUCUGCCGUGUUUCAUUGGACAUAAUUAACCAACUUCAUACCAUAACUAAACUGUCAAAAUUACCAUGUAGAGAUCACACUUUAUUAUCACCCCUUCAAAAAUAUUUUUACUUUAAUUACAACACUUCCUCAAGCCAUGCUUUUACCCUAAUGGACACUGGCAUUACUACAUCAAUCAAAACACUAUUAAUGCUCUUGUAUUAUAUGUAAAAGACUAAGAAAUUGCAUGGUGCGUGAAUUAUAAAUGUAUAUUAUGACAAAUCAUUUAAACCUCCAGCCCUGAGAGCAAUGGCUUUGAUUUAGGGACCUAUUUUUAUGUGCAUUUUUAAAUAGUUCUGAAACAUUACAACACACUGCAAAAGCUUACUGAAGAUAACUGAUAUGUGAGACAAUAAACGAGCACUGCAGUUAAACGUGGUACUGCAUCCCUGACGUUGAGGCUUGAAAGCUGUCUCUAGCUGAAUUGUCUUAAUGCUCUCAUAAGGAGUUCCAUUUUUUAUUUGUAUUUGAUUAACCCUACACUUUUUCUAAGAUAUUUGGAAUUAUUGUUUGUGCUUGUUCUUUUUUGUAUUUAUUUAGAUUUAUUUGUCUCAGCUGUCAGAUGCAUAACAUCUGUGUUAAAUGUCUUCGUGCUGUCUUGGUGAUCUAAGUUUUAUCAAUUACAAAGCUCAGGAUAGAUGUCAGUCAUAAUAAUAAUCAUUUUUGGCCACCUUUUCAAAGCUUUUUUCUGUAUCAUUAUUUGAAGAAAAUGUCAAAUGGGUGAAAGCAACUAUUUAAAUCAUAUCCACAUUUUCAUAAUCCAAAUAUUGAAAGCAGUCUUCUAUUUUAUUUAAUCCCUUUGAUAUUAUAAAUUAUAAUUAAUGUAUUUUUCAAAAGAGAGCAAAUGUCCAAGAUUAAUAAUAUAUUAACAUUUUUUCAUUAUCUCAAAACCUACAAUGAUAAUAACAUCACAGAACUCAUAACUAAUAUGGACAGCCUCUUUAUUUCAGGAGAUUUGAUCUUUAUUAUCAUGUUGGAUGAGAAAUCAUGUAGAAAUAAAAUGUAAACGAGCUUGUGGGUAUUUUAACAUAACAUGACAGCAACUAUCUGCAUGCAAAAAUAUUUUAAGCUCCUGGGAACCAUUUGUACACGUUCAGGUUUAUUUAUGCAGUUUUCACUGUAUGGAUUCUGCUGUUGGCUGCUUCUGCAGUAAAUUAACCGUGAUGGUUGGAUAGUUAAAUAAAUGGAAGUAAACCAGUACCUGAGGUACAGCAGCAAUGUCGAGCCUUACAGCCCCAUUUUACACGGCUUUAAAUAGGCACGGAUUACUCCAGUGGUUCCUACUCUUAACUAGUAGCCCAGAAACAUUUGAGUGCUCCAAUAACAGCUGAAGGGAGCUCCUUUCGUGCUCCGUGUUUCACUGAAGACUUACCAGCUUUCAGUCACUUAAUAUCCAAUCAUUUCAUAUUGUAGUAAUAUAAAGCAUUUGUUCUGAGGUGGCAGCCCAGCCUGAAAGAGAAAGUAAAGAAAACCUUAAUAAAUUGACUGAACCAACCUCUCCAAAUAAUUUUGGUUGUCUGACUGGACUGGAAAUACAAAAGUGCCACCUUUAUUUUCAUCACUUUAUAUUCAAUAAAUGAAAACACAUUUGAAUUAAUUAUAUUUUGACUUCAUUCUAAAAGCACAGCAAGAAAAUGUGUCAUCAUUCAAAUAUGUCAGUGCUUACUUUACACUGUUGUGUUCCAUGGUGCUUUUUAGGUGUCGUACCAUCAACAUUGAUGUUGUUGUAGUUGACAAGUAACAUAAAAACAAAAUAUAUUUCGAUUGUUAUCUGGAUAUUUGGAAUUCAGUAUAGCCUAUUGUAUUCUGGUUUGGCAAACUACAAGAGGGUUUCUUGGAAAUGUAGUUUUCAACUCUGUACUUCAACAUAAAUUACACUGAAACACUUUGCUGUAGAUUACCAAUUUGUGAAAACUGUUAUUGGUGUGAAUCAGUGACUGUCAUUCCGUAGGUUCAUGGACAAAGAAUAACCAUAAACAGAUUAUUUGUACACUCUUUAAUUCUUUAUUGCCAAAUAACUAUAUCUUGGCCAGCAUCUGCCCUGAUUGAUCUUUGUAGUAAGCUUCCUGUCAGCAGGCCUGCUACAAAGCUUUGAGGAAGUUUGCAUGAUGUAUGAGUUUGAGCAGUACAGUACAACAAAGAUGUCCACAGGCACAUUAUGUUCUUGAAUAUCAUAAAGAUCUAAUAGGCUUUACUUUGUACCUUUGAUUGUCUUGUGCAUUGUAAAACUUCAUCUAACAGGUUCAAAAGGGGAGCAGAGUGGAAACUCAUCCCGUCCUUGUAUUUCUGUGUCCGCUGCUCACAUAAUAUUUCUUACCUCUUCAUUCUGAGUGUCAAUCACUAAUUAGAAAAUGUAUCUAUCAUAAUGCUGGUAAGGUUCAAGCCUGCAGAGAGUGAAAAACUGUGUACAGUCAAAAAAGUUGUUGCUUCAAACAAAAGCUCUUUCAGUUUGACAAAUAAAAACAUAUCUGUGAA
This is a messenger RNA of Anoplopoma fimbria (sablefish), 4288 nucleotides long. RefSeq names its product EGF-like repeat and discoidin I-like domain-containing protein 3. The record is from RefSeq and is a predicted model, not a curated record. Bases 67 to 1374 code for a protein of 435 amino acids. Lineage: Eukaryota; Metazoa; Chordata; Actinopteri; Perciformes; Anoplopomatidae. Gene Ontology annotation, molecular function: calcium ion binding. The transcript has 10 exons.